CAAAAUUAUUUCUGCAACUCUACCGUCGUAUUAUGAAUCACUAAAAACUAAAAAGCGCUGAAAAACUUAUUUCUUAAACAUUUCGUGUUUUUCUUUAUUGUGCAUCGCUCUUUGCGCCUUGCAACGCUUAAAGGGCUGCUUGCAUCUGGCUUCCUUGACGGGUCCACGUUCGCUCUCUAAGACUAUGCACAAUCACUGAAGAAGGCUCGAACUGAGUCCGAAACGUUUGAUGUCAAUAAAGAAGAAAGAUCGUUUAAUGUGAUCGUUUUCAUGGAUUAUUUUUUUUCUCCAAAAAAACAUGCCUUACAACUGCGUUGGCUCUUUAUGAGCUUUUACUAUAUUUUAUUUUAAUUCGUUAAUGGAACAUUAUUAAUUGGUGCGCAUGCUCUUAGUAUUGAAGAAAUUUAUGGUACUUCCUACAACUUUUGUAGAAAAAACACAGACAUCGUUUAUACAUUACAUAAAAUUACAUAAAAUUUUCGUCUUUUUUAUAGAACAGGCUUUUUACGAAGAACAAGGAAAUUUCAAAAAAGAUUCAGCAUUCGGAAUUUUGCACAAGAUCCUUACAAGAUAACGAAUCGUCACAAUGUUACAAUCUAAAGAAUUAAAACGAUCUUUCGACGAGAAUUUAUUGAAUGACUACGCAAAGAACGACGUCGCUCUGAAGGAAGAGAUUCAAAAGAACAGCGACUUUAUGAGCAACUUUAAAUCUACUAAUGAUGAUUGUGACAAAUCGGUUCUUGUUUCAGUGAACUUCCGUACCGAUCAACACAAAAAAUUCAUAACAAUGUGCAAACAGGAACUCAGUGACGAUUUGCCAAUGGAUUUCAAUCAAUGGACGCUCAAAGAACAAUAUAACCAUCUCAUAAACAAUAUUAGCAAAUAUUUCCCGAACAUACCCAAAUCCCUGAGAUCCAUUUUGCCGGCGACCUUCGAGGAUGGAGAUUGCGGUCGAUCGGCGAACGAGAGACCGGAUUGGUUGGAUAUGAACAAAUUUUACCGCGGACAACAAUUCGCCUUGCGUUAUUUCUGCGCAAUCUCCCUAAGCAAUUUGAUAAGUCUACCAUUGUCGUUUAGUUUUGCCGAUGGAUUGAAACCGCUUAUCCUUAGUCAAAAAUCCAGCACACCAUAUAACGCUUUCAAGCGCUACUUAUCAUCAAUCAGACAUUUCAGGAAUUGGUACACGAGUGAUCCUUGGUGUGAAGGAACGCAAGCCUAUCACGACAUUCAAGUGGUACGAAAGUUGCAUCGCGCCAUGCGACAGAAGUUAUGUAGCAUGAGCGACGAUGAGAUCGAUCUGGCUAGCAAAAUGUCAUAUAUGAAAUGCCCAAUGUUUCAAACGAUUGCGAAGGAUUUCGCGGAUGCAUGUCCGUUGGCGAAGAGCCGACAAUGCCCGUUUACGAUGUCAAGGAUAAAGGGAUUGAAUCAAGGCGACAUGUUUGGCACGCAAUUUGCCUGCAUGGGUUUGAUAGUACUCUAUCCAGAACAAUUCGGAAUAUAUGAUGCCAGCGACGAAGAUCUGGAAGCUUUCUGUCAUCUCUGGCGCGGCUUGGGUUACCUGUUGGGCAUGCAAGAUCAAUACAACUUCUGUCGCGGCAGUUUGCAAGAUAUACGUCAACGUAUCGAAGAUUGUAUCGAAUAUUGGGUGAAACCAAACUUGCGCACAGUAACGGCGGAAUGGGAACACAUGACUCUAUGCCUCUACGAGGGCAUCGCUGCAAUUUCUUCUUUGAGCAGUUACAAAGUCUUUCUGCUAUAUCUUUGCGACAUAUUCAAACUUAAAAUGCCUCGUCUGUACAGUUCUCUCAAUUUUUGGGACAGAAUAGUGUACGUACUGUUGAAGUUUCAAUUCCUCUAUUUGACAAAAUUGCCGGGUGUUUUUCCUGUCAUGAACGCGAUGUUUCAUAAGGAUCUAAAUCGAGCGGCAAACUUCGGAUUUAAGGAACAUGCCAAACUUAAAUUAAAUUAUUCAGAAUCAUCCCGGAAUGUCAUGCAUAUUUAAAUCAAUCAAUUAUAAAAUAGUUUGUAUAACUUAUUAACAUUUAAUCAUAAGUUUUAUUAACUUUUAGCAUAGCCAUUUUUUAAUCAUAGGUAAUCAAAUUCAAAAUCAAAUAGAUUUUGUUUUUUAAAGAAAUAUCUCUUUGCUGUUUUUAAAAAUUGAUAUUCCUGCAAAUUUUUUUGCAGUACAAGAUAAGAUAUAAAUAAUAAAGGCGUGAGAUAGAGUAUUCAGCAAAUAUAUAAUCAGAAAUUAUUUUUACACAUGGUGACACAUAAUUAUUAAUUUUUUCAUUAAAACGUAGAAUAUUUGUACAUGUGUACAAUAAUAUACAUAGUUAUAUAGUUAAAGUUGUAAAGGCAGCAUGUCAAAUGGAUGUCUAUGAGUGUUUCUUCAUAAUUAAUGAAUGAAAGAUUAUCAAAUCAAAGAAUUAUGAAAAAUGAUCAUUAUUUACACGUUGCGAAUAAAGAAUUAAACUGCG
This is a messenger RNA of Camponotus floridanus (Florida carpenter ant), 2477 nucleotides long. RefSeq lists its product as uncharacterized. The coding region runs from base 587 to 2002 and encodes 471 amino acids. NCBI's taxonomy places the organism in Eukaryota, Metazoa, Arthropoda, Insecta, Hymenoptera, Formicidae. The transcript is spliced from 5 exons. The record is from RefSeq and is a predicted model, not a curated record.